AUGGAAUCCACCACGUACUUGGAUUUAUGCGAAGAGAUUUACAAAAAAAUCACGAACAGGCUACAAGGAACCCCCGAAGGUGGACGCCGCUUUGCUGGGACGGGGACAAUGAAGGAAGUGCUGAAUGACGAUCUCCUGAGACAAUUCUUCAGCAGUCUUGAUAUUCCUGAGUCCGUUUUGAUGGCUACCAACUCCAGCAUCGAUGAUUUGAUACACAGGUUUGCUGAAAGAGACCUCUUUAACUUUCUGGCCACUCUGAUAUACAUCACUUGCAACAUCCACGCUGCGCGAACCUUCACUACCGAGCUUGUCGCUGGAGAUGUCUGGGCUGCCAAGACUUAUGAGCUACCAGUCGAGCGUACGGUUUUAGAUGAUCUAUUUCGGGAUCAGGUUACAGCGGACAAAUUCAUUGAGCAUCAGGCAUGCUUCUGCACCAAGGUUAUUAAGAAGUGGCGAGAAAAUAUCAUUAAAAACCCAGACGGACAGCGUCUUCCUUAUCUCGAGGAAACGUUUCUGAACGAAGGCGCAUUCGGUGCAGUGUACAAAGUUAAAAUUGCUAAAGGCCAUUUCUACGACCCGAACUUGAAAUCUGCCAACGACGAACCGAUAGAAAUUGCACGCAAAGACUACAUCAGGUCUUCCCGGGAAAACGAAAAUGAGGCGCUCAUCAUGAGAAAGAUUGUGUCUGCCCAGUGGUCUUGCAAGAAUAUCGUGGAAAGCUACGGCAGUCUUGUAGUUGGCCCAAAGACAUACAGUCUGUUCAUGCCGCUCGCCGUAUGUGACCUGUGGGAAUAUAUGACGCAGUUGAGGCGCCAUAGACCCGAUAAAUUGGCGAUCAUCCAGGCUGCUCAGGGCCUUGCGAAUGGGUUAAAUUUUCUUCAUACAGGAAUCAAUACGACCAACGAGAGACUGGUUUGUUACCAUAUGGAUCUCAAGCCCAGGAAUAUUCUGGUGUUUUCAGAGGAAGUCGAAGGAAACAUUCAUUAUAUUUGGAAGAUAAGUGACUUCGGUAUGUCUCGCGUGAAAACAGUCCGCACAGAUCAGUCUGGGCUACAUAGCGUGAAAGAGAACAACUUCAACGGCCCCUUCGUUCGGCGUGAACAGCCAGAGGAUGCGACUGGGACUUUGAAUCGGCGAGAACAAUCAACGUACCUUGGACCGGAAUCUAUCUCUGCGAACCGAAAUAUGAAGACGAGUAGCGAUGUAUGGUCGCUUGGUUGUGUCAUUAGCGUCUUAUUCGCAUAUUUGGAAGAUGGGGCCGACGGAGUGGAAACUUACUCAGACAAGCGAGUAGCCCACCCUAAAUCCCAGGGCUACGAUCGCUUCUUCGUCCGAGAUGGAGGAUUCAGGCCCUUUCAAGUCAAUCCCGAGGUCAGAAAGAUGCAUGACUAUCUAAUUAUCAAAGCACGACAGCGAAACCCCAAUGAAGGGGCAGCAGUCCGGCUUAUGUUAGAGUACCUGGAGAACGAGGUUUUCAAAGACCAAUCGAAGCGAUGCAAAGUGUCGGACAUGGAAGAGACCCUCCGAAGAACAAGAAUGAUAUAUGAGAACCUGGAGCAACCACCAAUACAAAGUCAAAGCGUGUCACAACAUCCCAAUUGGAUUACAACAAUACGCAGCCGAUUAUCGAGUGGCAUUGGUCGCGGAAAAGUGAGUCCUCAUGCAGAUAAUAGACUCCAGAGGAUGUUUCUGGAUGGUAAAGAGCCUUUCAAGGGAUGUGAAAUCUCUCCCGAUGGGUAUAUUGUUGCCUUCUGGUCUGAUUCCAUGAUAUCAAUUUACACAUCUAACACACUGCCUUUGGCAGAGGCAAGUGAGCUAGUUCCAGUGGCAAAAUCGGCAGGAGAAUUCAUAGAACCAGAUCUUCAUUUUAUCUGGAAAUCCGUGAGCGUAACGGACAAGUACCUAAUAGCAUCCACAUCAGGGGGAAACUUCAGGUGUUAUGUUUUUGAUUUCCAAAGAGGCCCCUCGCCCGGUGAAAACCUCUUAUAUCCACAUUGUUAUUCCUUGUCAUCACUUCCAGAAAUCAAGCGACUUGCCCUCUCCCCCGACAGCCAGACUAUCGUUUUUAUUCUGCGUGAUGCAAAUGAUGAAAACAAUCCGGGGACUCUGUACCGCGCUCCGGUGACAGCUGUUGGGGACUGUGAGCGCCUAUGUCAGCUAGAUUGGCCAGCAGCGGAUGCUAUACAGCUUUUCUUUUCAACAAACCAAGAUAUAUGGAUUGUUUUUCGACCGAAUCUCAAUUCUCUCGAUCCGGAGCACAAAAUCCCCAUCUUUCAUAUCUGCCUUCAGCAGAAGCAGAUAGAUCCUCUCAUAAUUGAACUUCAAGGCUUCGAUAUCAACACAACAGUCGGCAUCUUCACGACCCUAGCGCCUUUCAACAAAGUUCCCGACGCCUGCGCGGUUGUCACCCGUGAAGAAAUGCUCCACAUCAAAAGCCUCAAUCCAGAAAAGCUGUUUCGCUCCGCCACAGCGGAUAUUCAUACCUACCGAAUCUUGAAACUGAUGAUGGGCUGGGAUGAUAAGAGACUAUUUGCUGUGGGCAAGAGGUAUCACAGAAUGCUUUUGUUGGAAAUCACCAUGCCAGGGCUCAGGAGAAAUGAAACCCCCAUCACAAAGGAAAUUUCCAUCACAGAGCUGGCGGAGCUUCCAGGUCUUUCGGAUGAUGAUGACUUCACAGAGAGAUUGUCUUCCCAGGGUGACGAGAAAUUCAUUCUUCUCGCUGCCCUUACGAAUGAUAACCGACGCGCUAUAUACAGGUUCCGAAUUCUUUGA
Molecule: messenger RNA, 2772 nt
Organism: Penicillium odoratum
Lineage: Eukaryota; Fungi; Ascomycota; Eurotiomycetes; Eurotiales; Aspergillaceae
Exons: 3
Coding region: 1-2772 (923 amino acids)
Biological process (GO): protein phosphorylation; chromosome segregation
Cellular component (GO): centrosome; cytoplasm; nucleus
Molecular function (GO): ATP binding; protein kinase activity
Source: RefSeq, a predicted model, not a curated record